GUAGUUUUUAGAAAGACAAGUCAUUUAGUGUACUUAAACAUUGAUCUGCCACUGUCUUUAAUUGCCUUCCGGUUUACGUGCCGUGUCAGUAAAUUAGUACUUCAAAAACACUUUCUACUGUUCGUAAUGGAGUCCUUUCAUGGAGUUCUAGAGAACAGACUUUAUCGUCAGAUGUCUGGGAGGCAAUGGGUGUUUAUUGUUACGAUCGGUCUCCUUCUGGUGUUAGGGUUGGCGAUAUUGAUAUCUUCUGUGACUUUUCUCCAUGCUUCUAACAAUGGCGAGUCUGACAGAGGUGCCGGUCCAUGGAAACAUAUGUUACAGCAAUCAAACCAAGAACGACCUUGCUUAGAGGCCAACCACAUAACACCCGCUAUAAACGGUAGAUCAUGGUUGGGCGACUCGUGUUCUGGAGAUGAUAGUUGCCCCGAGAACUCGGUGUGUGAAUCAGGACAAUGCUCCUGUAAUCUGACGUACAUGUAUUUUGCAAACAGUGGGAAAUGCCACAAAGGAUCAUUGUUGGGCGUCUCGUGUUCUGGAGUCGAUAGUUGCCCCGCAAACUCGGUGUGUGAAUCAGGGCAAUGCUCCUGUAAUCUGACGUAUUUUGCACACAGUGGGAAAUGCUACAAAGAUGAAAUAUUUUUGAGACAGACUACAACGCGAAUAGACCUUAUAGAGCCGUCUUUGGUGAUAUGGUCGGGGCAUUUUCCCCGUCGUAGUGACUGUACCUCCAAGUGUACCCAGGAACCGGACUGUGUGUCAUUAUUGUACAACAUGGCUGACGAGUCAUGUGACCUCUUCAACGUGAUCUAUGACAGUGAUGCCAGGGGUGACAUAGACUAUUACUGGGUACUGGAGGACAGAGGAAAUCGAUGGGUUCCAGAGUCGUGCCUCAACCUCUCAACGUGUUCGGGUAUUAGAACAGACGGAGAAUACUGGGUCUAUCCAACUGUAACAAAUCGAAGGAGAACGAAAAUCUACUGUCACAACCUAGCGACUGAACCUUCACCUUUUAUAACUUUAAAAUACCCUAACAGCUUUAUUUUCCAUGACGGAUCAAAUUGGAUAAAACAUCGACGACAAUGCCAAUCAUCUAUUAAACCUCCAUUGAAAACGACCGAGUUUUUAAAAGUGAAAAUAGAUAUAGAGAGCAUGGUGGUAAAUGGAUCUGAUUAUACGUUCACAUUGUUGACCGGAUCAAAUCCAAUCCAGUAUGGACAUGCUCGUGACUGUAAUGGGGAACACUUUAGGAAACCUUGUCCUCACUUUGGGACCGCAACCAUUGAUACCAGAGGGACUGGACUGAUCGUUGAUCCUACAGUUGAUUUUGGAUUAAAACAUGGUUAUAAGGCGGCUAUGAAAAAUUUCCAUCGUUCCGUUUAUGGACAGAUUUCAUUUACUUGUGCUGGAUGGUGCGGCAUUUGUGGACCGAUCUCUGGACCAAUCAAAUUCAAGCAUUCUAUGGAUUUCAUUUCAGCUUCUGAAGCACAAGCUGUUAUUUGUCACAAAUGAAAUUUAGUUCUUCAAGGAAACAGAGUAUGCGGAAGAUAUAAGAUCAGCGUCUUUGACGUUUGAUAUAUUUUAACGUUACAACAACAAUUUGUUAAAAAAAAAUAACACCAUUACAUGUAGCGGAGAUUUGUAUUUUAGUUUUAUCAAUAGUUAUUGACAAUAACGUAUUCUGAUGCGCUGUAUGUCACUUAAAUGCAGUAUGUUGAUGCAUAAAUUCAAAAUCAUUGAAACUCUGCAUAUUUUAAUAUUUGUAACUGUGUGAGUAUGGCAUGUUUUACCUUUUUUUAAGAAUCCAUGUAAUUAAAAUAAUUAAUAGGAAUUUGAAACAUGUUUUAGUAAUAAUAAUGGCAUUAAUGUCAAAUAUUCUAAAAAUAUAGAAUGGUAGUUAGUCCUAGUAAUAAUAAUGGCAUUAAUGUCAAAUAUUCUAAAGAUAUAGAAUGUUAGUUAGUCUUAGAUCUUUAGACAGCAAUUGUACCUUUCUUUAUUCGAGCCUUUAUAUCGAAUAAGAAUUCCUAAAUGAAUAUAAGAUUAUAUUUUAUUUCUUAAUUUUUUGGCUUAUGUAAAAAAGGACUAUAUACUGUAUUAUAAUUCUCUCGUCUCAAAAAAGAAUUUAAAUUCUUUUUGAGUGACUACUAUUUAAAUCGAUCUCUUACUCAUGUAGGAAAAUUAGAAAAAAGUUUCAUAAUCUAUAUUAUGAUGUUUUUCAGCUGCUUCAUUAAGGACCGCACAACAAUAUAUGAUUACAUGUUUCAGAAUGCUGUAAAAGAUUACGCCAGUCUGGAAUGAUUUCAGUCAAAAUGAGUUUCGAAAACGUUUUGUGAACUUUUAUGCAGCUUUAAAGCAAUAUGAGCUGUAUUUUUUAGACUUUUAUUUUGCUGCAAAAACCUGCUAGUAUGAUAAGUCUGCAUAUUUGAAAAAAUCAUUAAUUUUUGUCAAAGGAAAUAUUACUCUUUUAAGGAAUACAUGUAUAUAGCAAAUCAUUUUUUGUACAGGACGACAAUAAUUCAAUUUUGCUCCAAAUAAGGCUUUUAACGGCCUUUUCCAUGAAAAUAUGGCUAACAGAAAUUUAAAAACCAUGAUAUUUUUGUCAUUUUAGUAGAAAAGAACAUUUUAGUAAAAAAAAAAAUUAAACAUGAAAAAUGCAACUCAUAUUGUUUUAACUCAAUCUUAUAAUGUAAUUUGAAUGUUGUUAGAUUAUAGUUUAGAUUAGAUUAGAUUAGAGUAUAGAUGACAAUUUGUAAUUGCCAUUUUUCAUUUUCAUUAUAAUUAUUAAUGACGUAGGUACGAGCGUUAAACUGAAAAUAAAAUAAACAAAAUCAUCAA
Messenger RNA from Magallana angulata, 2832 nucleotides. RefSeq lists its product as uncharacterized. Gene Ontology annotation, molecular function: metalloendopeptidase activity; zinc ion binding. NCBI's taxonomy places the organism in Eukaryota, Metazoa, Mollusca, Bivalvia, Ostreida, Ostreidae. Bases 127 to 1509 code for a protein of 460 amino acids. The record is from RefSeq and is a predicted model, not a curated record. The transcript is spliced from 9 exons.